GUGCUCCUGUUUAUUGAUUUGUGUGCAUUGUCCCUUUAACGUGCCUCGCCACAUGUCAGGCGGACAGCCCCCUCCAAGAAACUGUUCGAUCCCUCCCGCGCCAAAACGGAACGUCCCAGUCCGGACGAUGGCGCAACGAAUCUUCCCUACAAACUCAACCCAUUCGUCUCUGAGUCGAUGAACCGUUGACAUCGUUCUGUCCGUUGCCACUGCUGCUGCAAAUGCAUCACAUCCUGCACACUGGAAGGUUUUUACUGGGAAACCCCUACGAGACAGGCUGGCGCAAGUGUUACUCGAGCUUUGCCGCGAUGAUGCGGGCAGUGUGUGUUGACGUACCGGGAGGGCCGGAGAAUUUGCUCCUGCGGACUGUCCCCAGACCUCGACCUAAAGAUGGAGAAGUCCUGAUUAAAGUUCACGCAACCGCCCUCAACAGGGCAGAUUUAUUACAGAGGCGAGGGCUGUACCCACCUCCUCCGGGUGAGAGUGACAUCAUCGGCCUGGAGGUGGCCGGGACUGUGGAUGCCCUGGGCCCCGGGGUGAAGAGAGGCUGGAGGCCAGAUGACAGGGUGAUGGCCUUGCUCUGCGGAGGAGGAUAUGCGGAGUAUGUCGCUGUGCCCGAGGAGCUUCUCAUGCCCGUUCCCCCGAAUCUCACUCUCUGCCAGGCUGCUGCCGUUCCAGAGGCCUGGCUCACUGCUUUUCAGCUGCUGGCUCUCAUAGCUCAGGUGAAGGAGGGCGAGGUGGUGCUGGCUCACGCCGGAGCCAGCGGGGUGGGAACGGCAGCCGUUCAGCUGGUUCGUCUGUUCGGCGCCGUGCCCGUCGUCACGGCGGGGAGCCCGGAGAAGCUGAAGAUCACCGAGGAGUUGGGAGCAGCGGCCGGGUUCAACUACAAAGAGGAAAGCUUCGCACAAGGCGUCCAUGACUUUACAGGAGGCAAGGGAGCGGACGUCAUACUCGACUGCAUCGGUGGACGUAACUGGGAGCAGAACGUGAGCUGCUUGGCCACCGACGGCAGGUGGGUGCUGUACGGCACCAUGGGCGGCAGAGCGGUGGAGGGAGAUCUCCUGGGCAGACUGCUCUCCAAGCGAGGACACUUGCUCUGCAGCCUCCUUCGCUCUCGCAGCCUUCAGUACAAAGCGGACCUGAUCCACGCGUUUUCACGCCGAGUGUUGCCGCAUUUCUCCGACCAGGCUGCUUCCUUGAGGCCAGUGGUCGACAGCACGUUCAACCUGGAGGACAUUGCAGAGGCGCAUAGGCGCAUGGAGGCCAAUAAGAACACAGGGAAGAUUAUCAUUAAUGUGAUUCCACAGAAACAGGAAGCGCAGUGACCAACCGCUGCAGUGGAAAUGUAAUAUCCCUACAGACAUCAAAAUGCUCUGAGAUGUAAAUUUCAUUUAUGUUAAUGAAUCUUACAACAGUGUUUGACAAACAAACAAACACCCACUUCUAAAUGUUCAGUAUUGUGUUCAUACAGGAAAUAGAGACACAGAUGCUAUCCAGCCACAGAUUUUUUUUUUAAGCUUAUUUUCAAGUUCGGCCUUUCUGCCUCUCAGUUCAUGUUUAUAUUGUCUGAUUUUCAGAUUCAAGUUUGUCAAUGUAGAGUUUUGCCACUGUAGGAAUAGUUUGUGUAUUUAAAACUGCAAUAUACAAUUUUGCCACUAGAUGACACAUACUCUGUUUUUACAUAUACAUGUUUCUCCAGCUGCAAAACUAUAUUACAUGUCCACAUACUUUUACAAGCUCAAAAUAUCAAUGACUCAUUCGAUGCCCUACACAAGUUCCAGUCUCCACCCAUUCUAAUUUUUCCCUCUCUUCCUGCUUCUUCAUACAGUAAUUCAAGACAGCAAUACAGAUUAUCUUUUGUCUAUGCUGUAGGCAGCAAUCCUAACACAAUUUCCUCAGAAAUGGCAUUUUCAUAAUUACUAAUAAAUCAAUUAAAAAGGAA
Messenger RNA from Scophthalmus maximus (turbot), 1942 nucleotides. It is a transcript of the gene tp53i3, whose product is annotated as tumor protein p53 inducible protein 3. Bases 222 to 1325 code for a protein of 367 amino acids. The record is from RefSeq and is a predicted model, not a curated record. NCBI's taxonomy places the organism in Eukaryota, Metazoa, Chordata, Actinopteri, Pleuronectiformes, Scophthalmidae. The transcript has 7 exons. Gene Ontology annotation, molecular function: quinone reductase (NADPH) activity; quinone binding; NADPH binding.